CAUCAAACACUCGACGGCUCUGGCACGGAUCGGACGGUAAAGUUGCGCCACAACACAUCGCGAGUGCCACGAGAAUUUUGGUUAUUUUUUUCGAAAACCUAAGAUUUUGGAAAACCCCAAAAAAAAAAGUAGAAAAGUUAACUUUAAAUAUUCUCACACAAAAAUCUAAAAUAUUUCAAACUACAAGUGAAAAUAUCUAAAAGAAAUUUGUACUGCGUUGCGUUUCGGCUUCACUUCACAUUUUCUAUAAAUAACCAACAAAAUAUAAAUGAAAAGAAAGUGAACAAGUGCAAAAAUAAUUUACCAAACUACACAUAAAAAAAAUAUAAAUAAAUAUACACAGAUAUCUAGUAUCUGUAGGAAAAGUGUGCCGCCGUUUUUUCCUACAAUUUAUCGAUCAAAUACAUAAGUUCCCCCGACGUCGGGCAUAUCGCAAACAGCAUAAAAAACUCUGCUAAUUGUGAGGGGGUUUUUUUUGGGUUGACUGUUCGGAUGGAUAUGCCCAGGGUAUUGACCAACAAAACGAGAACGUUGCCAUUUGUGGCUCAUUAGAGGACACCGACGUGUCGGCAGCAGGCAGCAGGCAGCAGGCGGUAUUUCCCCUGGAUGAGGUGCCAACUGGUGAAGGAAAGAGCACCACAAAAACAAGUAGAACAAUAAUCAUCACAAAAUCCACCAUCCAAAUCUCAGAUUAUGAGACAUGCAACAGCAAAAAAUAAAGAACAGACAACAUCAAGAACAUCAGAAAACAUCAAGCCAGAACAAGCAGAACCACAGCACGAAACACCACGAAAUGCUUAGAGCACAAAUAUAGAAAAUUCUAGAUUUGGCAAAUUAGGAUUUAAAAACACAACCGAAAGGCGAAAGGCAUAAGCGACACGAGCACAACACAGAAAUUUCGCCUGGGAAAAGCCUCAGCAAACAAUAGCCAAGAUGGUCGACGACAUUUCCCCCAUGCACCAUCGCAUGCAGAAGAAGACACGCAGCGCCUCCAUUUGCGCCACGGGGGCCAGCAUCGAGACGGUCAUCCAUGGCCUGCCCACAGCCUCGGGCAGUGCCACGCCCGAGGGCGGCACACCCGGCUACCGUCGACGCCGGCCGGCCACACGCUCCCAAAGUGCUCGCAUCACGUCGGGUGCCAGAUCGGUUCGCCAGCGCACCAAGGCACAGCAGCAGCAGCAGCAACAGCAGCACACGCUCCAGGAGACGCGAUCCUAUUGCAACAGCGAGCCGCGUCUCAGCGAGACAGAGACGCCACCGCAGCGACGCAAGCUCUCGCAACGUCGGCCCCAGCCACACGGGCACAGAAAAUCGAACGCCUUCCUGGACGUGCCCACCAUGAACAUGCAUCACCUGCGCGUCAACGAUGACGACGAGGAUGUGGACAGACUGCGCACAUUCAGCGCAUCCAAAGGAGGCAUCAUUAAUCGCGGCGACUCGUUCCGACGUCGACGUUCGCGCAGCAACAGUCUGGCUCCAUCCAGCCCCAUGCACGCCCGAAACGGAGUCGGCGGUCUGGGCGGCCAUGUGGGCGGUGGCAGCAGCCAGGGCCUGGGCUCCGCCUACAAUGGCGGCGGCAGCAGCAGCAAUGGAUUUGGACACGGACAAAGCGCCCAGGAGAACCACCAGCCGGUGGAGUUCUAUCGCGUGGAGAUGCUGGGAUCAGCGGGCGUCGGCAAGCAGGCGCUCGUCUCCCAGUUCCGCACCUCGGACUGCAUCAAUGCGUACGAUGGGCCAGAGUGCGAUGAGGCUGAGCAGAACAUCUCCAUCAUCUUGAAUGGCACCGAGUCGGAGCUCAAGUUCCUCACUGGCAACCCGGACAGCAAGGACGACCUGGAGGAGGCGGAUGCAUUUCUGGUGGUCUACUCUUGCAUUGACAAGGAGUCCUUCACGCGGGCCAAGCAGAUACUAUCGCGACUGCAGGACAUGGACUUGCACCGCCAUCGCCCCAUCAUUCUGGUGGCCAACAAAAUUGAUUUGGCCCGCUCACGCGCCGUCUCUGCACAGGAUGGCAAAUGUCUGGCCUGUGCGUUCGGAGCCAAGUUUAUCGAGGUCUCGGUGGGCAUCAAUCACAAUUGCGACGAGCUGCUGGCCGGAACCCUCACACAGAUACGCCUCAAGAAGGACCAGAAUAUGUUGCAGCUGAAUCCAAAAAAAGUAAAAGAUAAAUAUAAAAUUAAAGAUAACAAGAACGUAGAGACUGUAGAAACUGAUCAAUUUCUGACUGAUCUUAAGGCCGACGAUGGGGGCCAUCGGGAUGGCAGCUCGCCGGCACAUUGGUACAAGAGCCGCAGCGUGAUGCUGGCCAGCAUGAAGGCUCGACAGAUGCUCACCUGGAUACUGGGCAAGGAGGACUCCAAGUUCAAGCACUGCGAGAAUCUGCAAGUGCUAUAAGCCAUAAACAAAAAUUGAUGUAAACCUACAUAAGCAGAAGGCUUUAUCAUCCAAUAUGUAAACAGGUUUCGAUAGUUCGAAGCAGGCAAAUCGAAGCAGCCCUCUCUGUCCCGCCCCUGGGCAGAUAUAAGCCACAAAUCGCAUUAACAAUUUACAAUUUCCGAUGCGUGCUGUAAGCCUAAGCCUGAUAAUCAAAAAUUAAAUCAAAUUUAAUGCUAAUCAAAAUCAAAGGAUCGGUUAUGAAGAUAGAAGUUUAAGCAGAGCAACUUAAUGGAACCAAGCGAAGCAGCAACAAAGAACAACAAAUAUAUAUAGUACUUACAAUACUUAACUGUACUUAACUAGCAACUUUAAUAAACUUUUCUAAGCUAUGAGCAUGUUAGAGGGAAUAUUUUUCAUAAGCUGACUAGCAGAAUGGAAUGCUAUUUACACGGAAUGCGAGCAAACGAUACCAAAAUAUGUUUAUAAAUUGUUAAGCAAAUGCUGUCUGUAAGAAAUAUGUAUAGCUCAGAAUAUACGUUGCAUAAAUUUGAGUUUCUUAUUUAUAAGGGGAGUCUUACAGGGUCUUGAAUCAUAAGAAAGUUGUCUUCAUUGCGCUUGAAAUGAUUAUACAAAUAAUUAUAGUAAACAUUUAUGGGUGUCCAUCGUAUACUAGAUAUAGAAAUUCAAUAUUCUUUGUGUCUUCCUUAGUCAAAUAUGUAUGCGUAUUUGUGUGUGUGUGUGUGUGUGUGUAAAUGUUUAUAUAUGUAUGUCAGGGAUCCAUAGAUGUAUGUAAAUCCCACUUAAAUAUGCAUUGCAAUGUAUGGAAUUUGAAUGUCAUCCACUGCGACAGGCACGAACAGCAAAUUUGUAAAUGUUUGCACGAUGUGGAAGCAUGGAAGAAGAGGAAAAACUACAACAAUAAUAUUACCAUUACACAUAAUGGACACUAAAUAGAUUUGUGUGUGUAUAUAUGCUAGAUAUUGGCAUAGGUUCUACCGUGUAUAGAGUAUAAAAAGAUAUAAUAAAUAAAUAUUUAAAUGUUUAACAAUA
Molecule: messenger RNA, 3426 nt
Organism: Drosophila guanche
Lineage: Eukaryota; Metazoa; Arthropoda; Insecta; Diptera; Drosophilidae
Gene: Rgk3
Product: GTP-binding protein RAD
Exons: 10
Coding region: 934-2394 (486 amino acids)
Biological process (GO): negative regulation of high voltage-gated calcium channel activity
Cellular component (GO): plasma membrane
Molecular function (GO): GTP binding; calcium channel regulator activity; GTPase activity
Source: RefSeq, a predicted model, not a curated record